AUGACCACCCGACAAACACGCAAUAUCGCCUGCCUGGCAUCGACGGCCUCUCUACUUGUUGCAACCGUUUUUGUCGGCGCUGCUCGGGCCCACGAUCACCAUGAUGGCGAAACCGCCAUUCCAGAGGGCGAAACUGUCACCAAAGAGCCUCUGGAUUCCAUUACAUGGCUUCACAUCUUUAUUCAAAUGCUCGCCUACGGCGUCAUCUUCCCCAUUGGGAUGGUCCUUGGUAUGACCAAAUCACGAUGGCACGUCCCAACCCAGGCUAUCGGUUCCUCGCUCGCCCUCGUCGGUUUCUUUCUUGGGCACGCCCACGGCGGCCGUCAAUACGUCGGCAACAACGUCCACUCCGUCUUCGCCAACAUCCUCCAGCUCCUCCUUGUCGGCCAGGUCGUCCUCGGUCUCUAUCUCAAGGGUCACUGGGAGCGCGGUAUCAAUGGCCGCAUCCGCCUCCUAAUCCGGCCCUUUCACUCCGUUAUCGGCAAGGCCAUGCCCCUGCUCGCCUGGGUCCAGAUGGUCUUUGGCGGCAUCACCACCCUCGGCUUCUGUCAGGGCGACCACCUCGGACAGUGCGCCGCACACUUCAUCAUGGGCGGUGCCUUCAUCGCAUAUGGUAUCAUCCUGACCAUUAUCCUCCUCGCCGGACAGAUGUGGAUCCGCCGCACCGGCCGCUCACAAGAGUUCUUUGACAGCUCCGUCAUUGCCGUCUGGGGCUGCAUCAACACCUUCACGGAGCACCGCUGGGGCACCGCCUGGGUCAAAAACGACUGGCAGCACACUACUAUGGGCAUAGUCUGGUGGUGUGCGGGACUGGCUGGUAUCUGGCUGAGCCGAGACCGCGAUGGGAACCCUAAGCGCAACUUUAUUCCCGCCUUUGUCAUCUUGAUCACUGGCUGGGCCAUGUCCGCGCAUCCCCAGGAGCUAAUGGUCAGCGCCAUGACGCACGCCAUGUUCGGCAAGACACUGAUGGCUGUUGGCGUCACUCGCGUUAUUGAAAUUGCAUUUAUUCUCAAGGACAAGCAGUCGCUCGACGAAAAUGGUCGCACCUGGAGCAGCUUCCAGUACAUUCCUGUUUUUCUUAUGUACGCCGCGGGCUUCUUGUUCAUGGGUGCCACUGAGGAGCAGAUGAAUCUUGUUGCGACGUCCGGUAUGGACGGCGUUUCCUAUACGCUCAUUCUUUAUUCUCUUGCCUUUAUGGUUUUCCUGUUUGCCAACAUGCUCAUCCAUCUCUACGACCGCCUCUCGAGCGACGAAAAGGGCGGUAAGUACACUAACGGACAUAUUCGCCUUAAUGGUGGCGCCCGAGAGGAGGGUAGCCUGCGCGAUGCCGAAGAGUUCGAGCUCGAGGGCCUCAGCGACGAGGAGGAGAACGAUGAGGGCCAGCGCAUGCUCAAUCGAGCGGAUAGGGCAAGCAUCGACACACCGAGCACGCUUGGCCGCAACAAUCAUGCUUCUGCACAUUAA
Molecule: messenger RNA, 1464 nt
Organism: Cordyceps fumosorosea ARSEF 2679
Lineage: Eukaryota; Fungi; Ascomycota; Sordariomycetes; Hypocreales; Cordycipitaceae
Product: putative domain YCR061W, C-terminal
Exons: 3
Coding region: 1-1464 (487 amino acids)
Source: RefSeq, a predicted model, not a curated record